AUGUUCGACGAUUUGCUUAAAUUGCUGCGCAGUCCACACUGGGUCAAUUCACCCAUCGCUCGGCGCUUUGGGUUCCUUGGUUCUGAGCUGACGUAUGAGGAAAGCGAACAAGAAGACACGCCGUCAAAUUGGACCAAGAUUUCGACUUCCGGCCACCGGCCUCCCAUGCGGAGCGGCCACUCUUCUCUAGUCGUCGGUGACGUGAUGUAUGUCUUCGGAGGGUACAACGACGGAAACUGUCACAAUGAUGUCUACGCCUUCAACCUGGUUCACCACCAUUGGCAGCUCAUCGAGAAAACGAGCAGCGUCUGUCCUGACGGCCGUGCUUCUCAUGCUUGGUGUGCGUCAACCGAUAAGACGAAGCUGUACCUAUUUGGUGGGUCAGGACCGCACUGGGGCCAGACCAAUAUGGGAAAAUUGCUGCAGUUUAACAUACGCGAUAAGAGCUGGACGAUCGUUGAGGCAAAGGGCACGCAGCCGCCUCCGGGAUACGGCCAGACUAUGUGUGCCAAUGACAACAUGCUGUACCUUUUCGGAGGCACUUCUGGACACGUGUACGUGAACGAUCUGUACAUUUUUGACGAAGCAACGAAGAUCUGGAGAAAGGAGGAGACAGGAGGCAAGCGCCCCAGCCCGCGGUACAAGCACCAAGCGACAAUGAUCGACAAUCGCAUGUAUGUUAUCGGGGGCGGACUUUACGAUCCUCCCACAGGACCUAUCGACACGUACUACCUCGAUGUGGGUACACUCGAAUGGCACGACGUCGAGUGCAGCGGUAACAUUCCGAAGUCGCGCAUCGCACAUACAAUUUCUCAGUUGUCCAGUGACCCGUACCGACUGGUCAUGUUCGGUGGGCGCGACGACAGUGGUUCACGACAAAAUGAGAUGAGUGAACUGAACUUGCAGACAGGGGAAUGGCAGAUCUUCAGUAACAACGAGGGAAGUUACCAGCCCGACCCUCGAGACUUCCACACUAGUGUCGUUUACGAUGACCGUAUUUUUGUAUUCGGCGGAUCGAACGGCGUGGAGCGCAACAAUGACGUUUUCCGGUACACGAUGAAGCACCAACCGUCGACGCUAUUGAUUCUUGCCAUGCACGUUUUGCACGAGCACAUUGACUGCGUGGGAGAGGACGUGGAAGCGCUGCCAGCUGAGUUGAAAUACGGCGUGGAGAACAUAAAUUCUGAUGUGGAGUGCUCUUACAACCCGACAUGGUACGCCCCAGACGACUGUAGGCAAGAACAUGCGAUGCGAGACAUGUAG
Molecule: messenger RNA, 1263 nt
Organism: Peronospora matthiolae
Lineage: Eukaryota; Oomycota; Peronosporomycetes; Peronosporales; Peronosporaceae
Source: the annotation of a GenBank genome assembly